UCGGCGACCGGGGGGCUGGCAGCGCGGGCAGCGGGCGCCGGGACACCUGCGGACACAGGUGAGUGGCGGGAGGGCGGGGGCGGGGCGCCGGGGCUGCGGGCGCGGGGCCGAGAGAAGGGGAAGCCGGGUCAAAGCUCGGAAUGGACCCUGGGGGGGUCCAUUCCGAGCCCUAGGAGGGAGGAUUAUUGGGAGGGGGCCCGGGAGACAAGGAACGUUGUCAUAAAGCAGAGGAAGAGUAAGGGGCGGGCUGCGCGGGGUUCUGGGGCCCACCUGGAGGGAGACCAGCACCUGCUUAGGAGGUCUCUCCUCUCCAGGCCCUGCCGCCCCAGAGAGCGGGUCCUCUAUCCAGGUUUAGGGGGAGGGGAUGGAGCCCCGCGCGCGCGGCUCCCAGCCCCACGGAGGCGCUCCCACGGGCUGGGGAAGACCAAACAGAGCCGGCUCCCACUCGGCUCGUCUGUAAGGCCAGCGGCCGGAUAGCUGUCUGUGGCCUGGAGGGUCCAGCCUCAGCGGGUCCCUUUCUCCUGAACAUUGGAGUUAUGACCCUUGGGAGGUGACCCAGGAGAGGAGGGAUGCACGCCUUUGGUCCUCCCAAUGAGGGUCGCCUCCAAGGACUGGUGGCCUCUCGCAUUGAGACGUAUGGGGGCCGGCUUCAGGCCUCCACCCCGAGUACUCCUGGUAGCCUCUAUCCCCGAGGAGGCCCCAUGCUGGAUCCCAGGGGCCGACACCUCCAAGGCUAUGUCCCCUUUACCAAGGGUUCUGGCCCGGCCCGAGGCCUGUCUCCCCUGAGGCUGCGAGAACCAGAGCCUGAGAAGAGGCAUGGAGGCCCCUUUGGGGCUGGGACACCUCACUUCCCAAAACUCAAGGAAGUCACCAGAGCCCAAGAGCUGGAGGUGAGGCUGCACACGUUCAGCAUGUUUGGGAUGCCCCGCCUGCCCCCAGAGGACCGGCGGCGCUGGGAGAUCGGAGAGGACAGUGACAGCAGCCUGGCCAUUGAGAAGUCCUGGAAGGAGCUGGUGCCUGGGCACAAGGAGAUGAGCCGGGAGCUCUGCCACCAGCAGGAAGCGCUGUGGGAGCUACUGACCACGGAGCUCAUCUACGUGCGGAAGCUCAAGAUCAUGACGGAUCUCCUAGCCGCCGGUUUGCUGAACUUGCAACGAGUGGGGCUGCUGACGGAAGUGUCAGCGGAGACCCUGUUUGGAAAUGUCCCCAGCCUGAUCCGAGCCCACCGGAGCUUUUGGGAAGAGGCGCUGGGGCCCACCCUGGAGGAGACGCGCGCCUCGGGCCAGCCUCUGGACCCUGUCAGCCUGCAAAACGGCUUCCUGUCGCCUGCCCCCCGUCCCCCGUCCUGCAGCCGAGCCUGCACCUAUCCCUCCUUCCCCUGCCCGCUCCCCGCCCCACACCUGUGCCUCCAGUUCAGCCAGCGCUUCCAGCCCUACGUCCUGUACUGCCUGCGAGUGAAGCAGACCAUGGCCUACGCCUGGGAGCGGCAGGACAGCAACCCUCUCUUCCACACCUUCGUCCAGUGGUGUGAGAAGCACAAGCGCUCGGGGAGGCAGAUGCUGGGGGACCUCCUCAUCAAGCCCUACCAGCGCAUCACCAAGUACCCACUGCUGCUCCAGGCCGUGCUCAAGAGGAGCCCCGAGGCCCGCGCCCGCGGGGCCCUGACCGCCAUGCGUGGCACGGAUGUCGUUGUCGGGGUGGGACGUGCAGGCGAGGGGCUGAGCCGGCCUCCCGCCACCACCCCCCCUCACCCAGAUCGCAGCGGUGGGCUCAUUUCUCCAGCACAUCAACCAGCAGAUGCGCCAGGGCGAGGAGCAGGAGAGCCUGGCGGCCGCAGCCCAGCGCAUCGGGCCCUACGAGGUCCUGGAGCCGUCCAGCGAGGAGGUGGAGAAGGACACCCAGUGCCCCGCUCCCGUGCUCUCUGCACCCCCCCUCAGAACCUGCGUCCAUUCUCCACGCUGGACCUGAUGGCCCCCGUGCUGGGGGUCGCUCCUGAGCACACCAGGCAGCUGCUGCUCGAGGGGCCUGCGCGCAUGAAGGAGGGACGAGAAGGGAAGCUGGAUGUGUACCUGUUCCUCUUCUCUGAUGUGCUCUUGGUGACCAAGCCCCUUCGCAGGGCAGACAAAGCCAAGGUUAUCCGCCCGCCCCUCAUGCUGGAGAAGCUUGUGUGCCGACCGCUCCGAGAUCCAAGCAGCUUCCUGCUUAUCCACCUCACCGAAUUCCAGUGCGUCGUCUCCAGCGCCCUCACUGUGCACUGUCCCAGCGCUACAGACCGUGCCCUGUGGUUGGAGAAGACCCAGCAGGCCCAGGUCACCCUGCAAAAGCUGAAAGCAGAGUGCCCCCAGCAGAAGAGGGAGCUCCUGGCCCUCUAUCAGCACCGGGACGGGGGGGGCCCAGGCCCCAGGCCCUCCACGCCUUCCGAAGAAGGCUCUGAGAGCAGCACAGAGGGAAGUAACUGUAGGAAUCCCGAGUCCUCGACCGUCAUCCCCCAGCUGGUGGUGACAGAAGACACAGAUGAAGAUGCUCCCUCUGUACCAGAUGAUGCCUCGGACUCUGGCUAUGGCACUCUGGUCCCAGGCUCCCCCAGGGCGCCCCACUUCCUGCCAAACCGUCUACGCUCCAGGGCCCUUCGGCGGGACCCUCGCCGCACCUCCUCCACCCUGGACCUCCGAGAUGUUCCUUUGCAUCCCCAGCCUCCUGACCCCCAAGCUCCCCAACGCCGAAGCGCCCCUGAACUGCCAGAGGAAAGUGUCCAGAAAGGAGGCAGCCUUCCCAGGGGAGACCCACCGACCUCGUCUGAGGAAGAAGACGGGACCUCGGUUGGAGAGAAUGUGGUAGUGGAAGCCUUACAUAGGGCCCGACUUCGGGGGCAGCUCUCCCCCUCCCCGACCCACACGGACUCUGCUGGGGAAAGCCCCUGGGGAUCCUCAGGGGACGAGGAAGAAGAGGGGCCCUUCCUGGGACCCGGCCACAGCCCCUCCCCUCACCCGCUCCGGGCCGAGGACAUGCUCCGAGAGAUCCGGGAGGAACUGGCCAGCCAAAGGAUCGAGAGAGUCCCCGAGCCUGGGGACAGCAGACCUCGGAAGCUGACUCGGGUCCAGCUGCAGAGGAUGCGGGGCCUUCACGUCAUACACUUGGACACGCCCCUGUCCACAUCAGAGGUGUGAGGGAAUACCUCCCUAAGAGUGCUGGUCACCACCUCCACCCCUGGAUUCUACCUCAAGGACACUUACCCAGGCACCCUGCCCUUCCUGCUCUGAGGACUUUGGGGGUCAAGAGCUGUACACUGAUGUGU
This is a messenger RNA of Physeter macrocephalus (sperm whale), 3295 nucleotides long. It is a transcript of the gene PLEKHG6, whose product is annotated as pleckstrin homology and RhoGEF domain containing G6. Gene Ontology annotation, molecular function: GTPase activator activity; guanyl-nucleotide exchange factor activity. The record is from RefSeq and is a predicted model, not a curated record. Lineage: Eukaryota; Metazoa; Chordata; Mammalia; Artiodactyla; Physeteridae. Bases 570 to 3167 code for a protein of 865 amino acids. The transcript is spliced from 16 exons.